AUGGCUUCUCUUAGUGUUCUCACUUUCGAUUCUCAUACGUGGCUCGACGAGUUACAGCUGUACCUACUGAGCGACUCUAGAGACAUCGUUUCAUUGUUUGACCAUACGUCUAGAGCCUCUCUCGCCCCUCCCGACACAGCUGACAGCUUGACUCGCUCACAGUGGCUUACCCUUGACGGUGCUGCUCGCCUAGACGUUCGCAACCACUUACUGGACUACUUUCUCGCCCUUGACCCUACCGACCUCACAGUCGACUCAGUUGAGAAGCACCUCCUUGCAGCUGAGACUAACAUAGUCGCUGUAGGUGCUGCUCGUGGCACUCCUCGCACUCCCUUCUUUGAGGGGUGUUCCCCCUCCCCCCUUGCCCCCUCCUACGGUUCUGCUGCUGCCGUUGAUUUCCUUUGUGCUAAGGAGGUCGGGACUGUGUCUACUCCUAGUGGGAGGCGCCACAGCGGCAGAGGCAAGAGAGGCAAGGGUGGUGGGGGUGGCAGCGGUGGAGGCGGUGGUGGAGGCGGUGGAGGCGGUGGAGGUGGCGGUGGUGGCGGAGGGAGUGGUGGUGGGAGUGGAGGCGUUGGUGGCGGCGGUGGUGGCGGUAGUAGAAGUGGUGGCGGCGGCAGUUGUGGCGGCAGAAGGAGUGGUGGCGGUGGCAAUGGUGGUGGUCAGGGUGGCCCUAGUCAGAGGCGAGGUUCUGGCGGUGGUCAGAGGCAGCAUCAGCAGCAUCAGCGUGAGACCCCUACGCCCUAG
Molecule: messenger RNA, 744 nt
Organism: Closterium sp. NIES-65
Lineage: Eukaryota; Viridiplantae; Streptophyta; Zygnematophyceae; Desmidiales; Closteriaceae
Source: the annotation of a GenBank genome assembly